Plenodomus lingam JN3 is the source of this 165-nucleotide messenger RNA. The record is from RefSeq and is a predicted model, not a curated record. NCBI's taxonomy places the organism in Eukaryota, Fungi, Ascomycota, Dothideomycetes, Pleosporales, Leptosphaeriaceae.
AUGUGCUUGUGCUCGACGACUUGGUUCCACACAGAGGAGAAGAAGAAGAAGAAGAAGGAGAAGAAGAAGAAGAAGAAGGAGAAGAAGGAGAAGAAGAAGAAGAAGAAGAAGGAGAAGGAGAAGAAGAGUUUUUAUCGAGGGACUACUAGAAACAUCAGCCAAUGA